AUGACCUUGCAGCCGCAGUACCCAGACAUCCCCUGCUACAUGCCCGACCGUGACAUUGUCGUGCCUCCCUUUAUUGGUGGCCAGAUACCCAUGGUGUCGCCCUUCACUGGCAACAGAACCAUGCGAGCCAUCUUCCGCUUCUCACCCCGGCAGAACCACAAGGCGCCCCUCGUGCACCAAGGCCACUACUUACGCCCCGAGCUGCUCCGUAUGUACGGGCGGAGCCGCAUCAAAGGGUGGAGCUUCACAGCGAGGGGGGAGAAGCAGACGAACAAGGAGUGGCAGCUGGGUGUGUUCUGCAUCUGCCCGCCCGGCCACUCCCAGUGGACCAGCCGCCCCUUCAAGGCGCUCAUUUCAGGGUGCAUCCCAGUAACAUUCUUCCGCGACCACGACAAUCCCUGGGACGAUGAGCUGGACUACUCCUCCUUCUCCAUCAACAUCGAUCCGGACGACAUUGCUUCGCUGCGCUCCCGCCUCGAGACCGCUCCUGUGGAGCAGCUGCAGCGCGGCGUGGAGAGAGUGCAGACCCCCUAUACACAAGGGGCAGACUAG
This is a messenger RNA of Closterium sp. Naga37s-1, 552 nucleotides long. Lineage: Eukaryota; Viridiplantae; Streptophyta; Zygnematophyceae; Desmidiales; Closteriaceae. The record is from the annotation of a GenBank genome assembly.